AGACGUUAUCUUCCUUUCCCUCUGGCGGCAGGUCAGGUUUGAUAAAGAAAUCAUUUGUUUGUUUCGAGAGACUACAGGUGAGGUCUGUAACUAUUAAAAAAAGCAAAUCAAGUUUCGUGGUGGGACUGAUACAAACAUUAAGUGCCACUGAAUUUGACAGAGUCUCACUAUUGAAAGUUUGUUUAUAUAAUUGUUUGGCUAACAAUUAAUUUAAUAAUAGGGUUGUUUGAUUCUAGAUUUAGUUAUUCAACAGAGCUCAUGAAGUAGAAAUAGAUUCUUGUAUUUAAAAAAAAAUAUAAAACAAAUUGUAAUACGCUUAUUAACAAAUAAUAACAACGACUCCUUUUUGGGUAAAUAAAAUCAAGUAUUGCUACUUUGAUACAAGAAGUUCAUUCAUUCCCUGCGUUACAUUCUGUACAGGUAUUUUACAAAUUCAUUCAGUUUUUAUAUACCAGCUAAUUCGACAAUGUGUUCUUUAAAAAAAAAAGCAUUUUGGAAGAAAAGGCUGAAAGAGCUUACGAUUUGAAUCUGAUUAAAUUUUUAUCAGAUUUCGUUAAUGCUCUAAUUGAAAUUAAUUUCAUGUGUAAUCUGCAACCCAUGCAAAUAGUCAAAUCCUUUGAUAAAUAGAAGAACUAGAAGAAGGCUUAAAUUGGGGUUAGAGGAAACAAAAUUUGAAGCUAAAUGGCAUCCUUAGUUUUCAGGGGUUCAUUGAAAUUAUAAAAUGUGUCUACUUAACGAGCGAAAUUAUUACGCGUUCAUUCACAAAAUUUCGAUGUUUAAUUCACAUAUAAAAUUAUAACUUUUUAAAAUAUCAACCAAUUUGUUUAAAAUUUUGCAAGAAGCUAUAUUAUAUACGUGUAUAUUUCAGCCACUAAGGAUAUUGUAUAUAUUAAUAAGCACAAGAUACGUCUCAAAAUCAAGGAAUUAAUUUGAUAAUUAUUCUUCUUUUUGGGUUCAUAAAUAUCGUUGUUAGGAAAUAUGAUGUGUACAUUUUUACGUUGAUUACAAUAUAUUUAAAUCCUAUGGUAUUACAUUUGUGAAAAAAGAAAUGUCCGUAUCUCUUUUUACAAAUAAAAUUAUGUUUAAAAUUUUAAAAAAUCAAUGGCAUUAACAAAACUUUGGGUAUAUUUAUAUAAGUAUUUCGCUGACUUGAAAAUUUAAUUUUGAAAAAUGGAGAAGAGUUAAAUUUUUUUUAAAAAUUAAAAUAUAUUGUUAUUUUUACUUUGCGAAAAGUGAAGUGGGUGUUUAUUUUUAUGAGAUUAAUCUUUUUUUUUUUAGGACACUCAAGUCUGUUAUAGAAAUGAAAAACGGUUGCGAGAUUCUUCAUUAGAUACAAGAGAUUUUUGAUAAUGUAUAAUGAAAAAAAAACCAAGGCAAAAGUUUGUUAAAAUUUUUGAUGAAGAUAUUCACAUGUCAAAUUCAUUUAAUUUAAAAUAUUUAUACAAUAUACAGAGUUUUUGUUGUAAAUUUAAGAUUAUGAUUCACAAUUUUUAGAUAAAAAGUUGUAGUUCAAGGACAUGGAAAGGGGUAAAUCUAAAGUAUUCUCUAGCGUAGAAAUCGACCCUCAAUGAACUUCUUUAGUGACAAAAGUGAUAUCAUUACUGAUCUUUAGAUUGGGUUAUUUAAGGUCCUGUUUAGAGGGCGGAAAAGCAGUUAAAGAACUUGAAAGGGAGUAUGGUAAGCGUAUAACAUAUAGCAGAUAAAUAUUUUUCAAAACUUAAUGAUGUUAGAAAACGUAAAUAUUAUUACGUAAACACUUCUCUUUUAAAUUAGGAAGUGUGAUGAAUUUUUUGCAGUAGCAGGUAGAAAUUAUCGCAAAGGACCUACAAAUAUUAUCCCGAUAACAUUGGGUCAUUUAUUUUAGUAGGAAAUAAUGAACUGAAUCAUCUGAACAGUUAAUGUGAUUAAAAUAAAUUUUGAAACGCAUUCAGGAAUUGAUCAAAAGGUAUUUUGAAAGAUGAUUUAAAAGCGCAGUCAGUAGAAACGUUGAGAACCUUUGAAGAACGUGAUACUUAAACGGUGAAAUCCUUCAUUGUUUUGUUAUAAUACAUCUGUCACGAUUGCAUUAACAUCAAAUAUUGCUUUAAAGAUCUUUUCAAUUGAUUACGUCCUUGAAAUUUGAUUGAAGGUUCUUUAAAACUCCAAGUUCUUUUUUUCCGACGUGGCCACGCAGCCGUAGAACCUUUAUAUCCGAGUUUGUUUUGAAAAGUCUAAGACACUACUAUAAUCUUGGUUUCUAGUUUGAAUAUUUUUCUUUAAAUCAGCCCAUACGAAAUGGCACAUAACAGCCAAAGAAAAGAAAACAUAUACAUGUAUGUGUAUUUAAAACGGCCGGUUAUGCCCAGAAUGAACAUAAAAUUUAGUUGAAUGAAGAAAUAAUGUCAUUUGUGAUACAUCCGCCACGUUAAACAUCAGAAUGUUUAACGUGGCGGGCCGUAUCCGGUUCACAGGCCGCUGUUUGCCCACACCUGUUAUAAUCCAGUUAAUUGAAUUGUUUGUUAUUUAAAUACCUCGACUGGCGUCACCAAUGUUUGCAUACAGCAACGCUCGUUGACCCUGAUAGAAUUUUCUUUGCGUUUCUUGGAAACACCGGAAAUGAAAUGAUUACAAUCGUCUCUCCCCGUGCUGGAACUUUAACCCAUAUAAACUUUCAGUUGCUUUUUCUAUUGCAGAAAGGCUGUAUAAUUUCUCACAGAUGCGCUCUACUGUUUACAAUAUAGGAUUUUGAUACCUUGUUUACUUUUUUUCUUUCUUUUUGAGUGAGGGAGCAGUACAUCUAUUAGCGACACAAUUAGACACAAUUGAGUUAGGGCAAGCAUUAACUGAAACCCCCCCCCCCCAUUUCCUCCUGUAAAUAAACAUAAACAAAAUUCAUUCCUGUUAUGGCAAUCUUGUGGCCUUCUUGUUGUAAUGCUCUUCUCAACACAUUUAAAUUUUCAUAGAUUUAAAUAAUUUAUAUGUCAGCUCACGAGUCUUGUCCAUAUUUACCUAUGAUAAGAGGAACUCACUCUAAACAUCCACGGGAUGAAGCUAAGGAUGGAAAAGACCCCAACUUGUAGUGGCGUGAAAAUGGAUCCCAGAGGCAAGUUGCAAAGACAUAACCGUGAACACAGCACCCGAUUGAAGUUGAAAUUAAGCUUAGAGAAAAAGAAAAACUGCCUUGUACUGCUAGGGGCACCGAUGAACACUUAUUUUUGUGAGUUUAAGGGAAGGAUUAAUUACAGCUUCCUCUUUGAAGGCCGCAUGUCUCUAAAGGGUCGGGGCAGCAUAUGGAACUUUUUUUUCUUUUUUUUUUCUUUUGUGGGACUUGGCGCACAAAAUUCAGGGCUGUCAUAGAAGGGAGAAUGCGAUUUUAAUCACGGCUAAAAUAUAACAUCAGAUGAAAAAAAAAAGGGGGGUGGGGGGGGGGGGUUCAGUUACAAGAUCCGUGGGUGAAAAAAAGACACGGCUUAAAGGACACUCAUAAUGAACGUGGUCCAAGAACUAGAGCGAAGGCACCAUUUACCUGAAGACAAAGAGAAGCUGUAUUUGAUCACGGAGAGAUCCACUGAUUAAAGCUUUGAAAUUUAUGAUGUGCGCCUGAAACCAGCAAAUGCGGCGAUUGCAAAGUCAUGCAGUCUUGACUUUUAAAAGGAGGCCGCUCUAAGGACGAUUGAGUCAUACAUGGACGAAGUGGUUAAAAUAACACAUAAAUGGUUCUUGUUCUAUGAGCGAAAAUACAUCUGAAUUUUUGUGUACUCAUUCAGUACCAAACAGUUGUAACUCCAAGUGAGUAGAUUUUGGAGCCUUUUGGAAAGUAUAACACAUUGUACAUUUGUAUAUUGGCUUGAAGAUACGUUAAUUAUAAUAAAACCACUUAAUCCCUUCUUCCCUACAGCAGGGGUCUCAACUCGCGGCCCGAUGACCACCAACUUGAGGUUGCUCAGUUUAGACCAUUCGGCCACCCAGUCAGGGGAGGUAAAUGAUCCUAUAGGAUGAUGCCAAACAGCGAGAAAAUACUGCGGUCGGGGAUGGUUUAUUCACUCGUUAGUCAGAAAAUGUAUUGUUUUUGCAGCAGAUUGUUUGCUGUUAAUGCUACAGAAACAUCAUCCAAUUUUUUAAACAUUUAAAAAAAAAUAUUUUUAAUGGGGUUUCAAAAGUGUUGGAAAAAAAGCCGAAAAUUACACAAUCAAAAGGAAUCGGAAGAGUGUCUAUGUUGAUUUUAAAAAUGGAAAACAUUGGCAUUACGUUUUGAGCUACCCAAAACAAUUGAUGCCAAAAGUAUUGCUGCGAAUGACAGAAGAAAAAAAAAAGAUUUAAGGUGGUUAGAUGUAAAAAAAAAAUUCAUGUUUGGCCACCAUAUCUCUUAAGAACAUUGGACGAAAAUGCUGGUCAUUUAGAUGAAGGCUGCCCAAGGUCGACCUGUUCUCCAACCCCCCCCCCCCAAUGUUCUCUUCUCCCCCGUCGUAUUUGACCUAGUUUAGAUGUAAAAAAAAAAUUCAUUUUUGGCCACCAUAUCUCUUAAGAACAUUGGACGAAAAUGCUGGUCAUUUAGAAGAAGGCUGCCCAAGGUCGACCUGUUCUCCAACCCCCCCCCCCCAAUGUUCUCUUCUCCCCCGUCGUAUUUGACCUAGUAUAUGACCUUCUAUACUCUGCUAAGGGUCUCCAUGUGUGGUUUUCGCCAAAGGUUGAGAAACACUGGAAAAUGUUGACUUGACUUUAUAAAUGGUUUAUGAUUUUUUUUUUAAUUGAGGGGGGGUGGGCAUACGUGAAAGGGGACAGUUGCCCCCCAAACAGGACGAUGCAUCAAGAGGGUUUCUAAUAUGUUACUCCUUUUUUUUGCGUAAAUUAUGUAGGAAUGACGCCUUAUCCCAAUCAUUUGACUAACGUCAACAACAGAAAAAAACUCAUUUUUUAAAAAGCAUUUGUUCGAAACAUAAAGUACGAUUCUUUAUUGAUCUAAAUAAAUGGAAAGGUAUUUUGAUGACAUUGUACAUAUAAAUAUUUCAGCAUAUAAAUAAAUACAUAUUUAAACAUAGACAUUUUACAAUGAUAAAAAUUUAAACACAAGACAUCUAAAGUAUUUCUCUAGCGUAGAAAUCAACCAUCUUUGCACUCGCUUGGUGUCAAACAUAACUUGAUUAGGGAUUAUUUAGAUUAUUUAACAGCUGGGGGGGGGGCACGCUGGUUAAUUCCUACAGGCUAUGGACCAUAAGAAUGUUUAUAUCUUUGGGUCCCAAGUUUUAGAGAAAGAAUUGACCCUUCUCGAAUUGACCUUAGGUAACUGAGAGGAAGUGGGUGGGAUGUAAUCAUCCAAAUUUUUUUCAGUUUUACAAAUUUUUUACUUGAAAGAGUUCCUCAAGUGAAGGGUGUUUCGUUUGUGUGAUAUCACCAGCUUUCUUCAUUAGUCUAUUUAAUAGGUGUAAAUAGCAACCAAAUAUUUAGAAUGAUCCUCUCUAUCAAAUUUUAACGAAAAUCUUGGUGGGAAUUGCUUAUAAUUUUGUUGUUGAAAUGUCUCAAAAAGAACAGUGGCCGAGGAAAAAAAAGAACAGUUGGCCUAAAGAAGUGCAUAAAAACUUUAAAAAAAAAUUAAAACGUAAUUAAAUAAUACAAUAUCAUUAAACCACUAUAUAAUCGGGCUUGUCGAGGCCCAUGAAGCUUAUUUCCCUGCUUUUGGCUCCUGAGAUAAAAUUGUAUUAUUGUUUAAAUAGUAAUCAUACUUGUCCAUUUUAAGAUACACUAGCCAAAAUGUGUAGAUACAUGAAGUUUUCAUAUAAGCUGAUGGCAGAGAGCUCCACUGUAUGUUGAAUUUUAUGUUUUAAAAAUGGAAACGAUGACCGGAGAUUGAAAACAAGACAGCCGUAAAAAAAAUUUAAAAAAAAAAAAAAAAAGAAAUUCUUUUUCAAAAAAUUAAAAAAAUUAAUUCAUUUUUUAAUAAAAUUUUUAAAAAUUUAAAAAAAAAAAAAAAAAAAAUAGAGAGCUCCACUGUAUGUUGAAUUUUAUGUUUUAAAAAAGGAAACGAAGACCGGAGAUUGAAAACAAAACAGCCGUAAAAAAAAUUUAAAAAAAAAAAAAAAAAUGGAAUUCUUUUUCAGAAAAUUAAAGGCAUUAAUUCAUUUUUUAAUAACAUUUUUAAAAAUUGCAAGAAAAAAAACAAAAAAAUUAUUGUUACCAAAAUUACAAUAAAUAAAAUCUAGUUUUACAACAUUCUCCACAAAAUUACACAAUCUUGUAUAAUAUAAUAUUUUGUAAGAUUACUGCGAUGUUCUAAAGUCAAAAUUUUGAAAGUGUUGAUCCGAGCACAAGCAUCAACAUUGAACCUUGGGCUGCAUUUAUCUUUAAUAACAAAACUUGUUUACCUAUUUAGAUGAUGGCCGAUCAUAAUGAAACUACAACGUAUAAAACAUAUCACCAUGGAUUUUACAACACUAAUGACGCAGAUAGAGUACAUCUUAACCCAGAACCACCAUCGUAUAGCUUUGAUGAACAAAAUACCACUGUGAGUAGCUUGAAUAAUUGGACGGCUGUCGGCGAUUCUGUCAGGACGUCAGCUAAUGCGAAUAUAGUCAAUUAACAUCAAGACAUCAAUGCAUUUCUUUAUAUUUUUAACUUCUUUUAAAAAAAAAUCUCUUAACUGUUUAUUAGCUCCAGUUCAAGAGUUGCAUUAAUAUUUUUUUUGUAAUUUCUUCGAUCAAAGACGAUUUGUUCGUCUCUCCAACCUCCUCGAUCGGACCGACCCAAAGUCUCACGUGCGCCCCAUUCUCCUUACCAAGACAAAGUUUUAUUGGAGACACAAGAGGGAUACGUGAAUCCACCACAACAGAUUGUCGCCUUCGAUCGUGUUGCCAUUCAAAGGGUGUGUAGAAACGCUUAAUCUAAAAUAAUAGCAAGAACAUUUCUGGUUGAAUUCGUCUCUUUUUUUUUUUGCCAAGAAAAGGUGAAACAUUCUUAUUUGAUACAUAACGCUAUCCUAACAAAGGGAUUUUAAAGACAUCACUUCUAAAAGAGAAAAAAAAUUAUCUAUUUAAUUUUUUUUUUUUUUUUUUUUUUUACAUUUUAAAUUUAAAAAAAAAAGAAACUAGAUUCUAGUUAAAACGGCAUUUUCUUGGAGUCCGUUCCAGUUGACAAUACUUUAUCCUUUCUGAAUUUACGAAAACUGUUUUUUUGUUGUUGCUGUUUUUUUUUUUUGGCCUACAAAGGAUGCAUAUAAGAAAUCUAUUUUCGUAUAUUUUGGGCUCCUAAAAUAUGAGCGCGAUUAAGGCUCUUAUUUUUAACGCAACUUAUUGUGUUACAAAUGCAUGCUUCAUAAUAUCUUGUAAUGUUUUCCUCAUUUUUGUGUGUGUGCUUUUCACGCUUUCAGCCGCUGAAUGGUUCACAGGAUGUCAGAUCUCAUUUUCCGUUGAGUGUUAUCGUUGCUCUGUGUUGCUGUCUUCCUAUUGGAGUAUGCGCCAUUUGUUUUUCACAACAGGUAAUUUGAGUUAUAAAAAAAAAUAUUUUUCGUACUCAAAUUUUAAAAAAAAAUAUUUAUAGUUUUAAUGGGAUUACUUUACUGAAAAGUUUAAAUCCGUGGGAAAAAAAGGCAAAGAUCUACUAACCUGGGAUGUGGAAACCCUUUUGUCUGAGGAGAGAGCCAUGGAGACCCCAUAUUUUGAAUAGUAAAUCUCUGCAAGCCAUACAUUACGUUUACAACUAAAAACUCAAGUAAAUUUGUGCAUUUUGUGUAAUUUCAACAUUAAAAAUGCAAUUAUUAGGUCUCUGAAUUCUUUUUAAUAACAAUGUUAUGCUGUUGCUAACCAAUAAUGAGUAUUUCUUACCAUUAAUGCAAUUUUUUUCGUUUACAGUCUAACAUUUGUCUGCGAGCCAGAUGCAGCCAUCAAUAGAGCCAUGUCUGGCUCGCGAGCCAUAGGUUUCCGACCCCUGGUCAAGCCAAAGGUUGGGGAAGUGGUUGUGGGAAGUGGUUGUGGGGGGGGGGGGUUUGAACUUCUUCAGGAAACCGUUCUAGAAAAUUGAACGUGAAAUAUUGACGCAUGAAAGGAAGUAAAAGAAAUGUUAAGACACACAUUACAUAAAUAUAUAUUAAUCAUAACCUACAAGUUAAUGACUUCUCGGAUCUAACAAUCUUGUAAUCCAUUUUUUUUUUUUUAUUGCCACGUCGCACCCCGAAGGGAGUGAGCGGAAACCCUGGUUAAGAAUAAUGAUGAGCUUCAAGUAUAUAAAAGUUGUUAUCAUCGUCAUGUGUAUAACGAAUUCAGAAACUUGCCAAAUGACAUCAUUUCGGCCUGUUCAUGGAAUGGGCCGUCAUCACCUUCACAUUUGGAGUUACAGUGACAUUCCACAAUAUGAUUUUAUCGGAAAUGAAAUCAUUGAGCCAAUUCGUUUUGUGCUCGGGUCGUGUAAAUGGGUUCUCUAGUCAUCACUUUGCUUAGGUUGAACCGAUGCUCAUUUAUAGGUCUGAAUUAAUAGGGGUAAAAUAUGAAUUGAAUCUCGCACCCAGGAGCGUUUAACAUGAAAGGCAAGUUUGUUUGCAAAAAAUGCAACUAUCAUUCCCAUAAGGGUAGUUUGAAAUGGAGGGGGGGGGGAGUUGGUCAAAUAAAUCAGCCAACCCGGAUGCCUUCUUCAAAUGACCUCAGAACCUCAAAUCGCCCAUCAAAAUUGGCAUAUUGAAUAUCAUUUAUUGGUGAAACACAUGAGGGACAGGGAAAAAGCUUUUUCCCUGCACGGCCAUAAUUUCAGUUCAAUGUCUUGCAGUGUCCUAGAUAGUUGUAAUGUUAAAGAUUCCACUUCUGGUCACGUGAUUCUUGCUUUUAAAAAAAAAAUCAGUCUGCCACAAAGAAAACUGCGAAAAGUUCAUUUUUCUGAUGGGAACUUAACAAAUAAUCGGUUUUUUUUAACACCUGGAUCUCAUGUCGAAAUGGAACAAUUGAGGUGUGAUCAAUAAAAUAGUCACUUUAGACCAGUGUUUGUUAUCAACUUUCCUAAUGCCGCGAUCAAGCCUUUAAUACAGUUCCUCGAGAUGUGGCGACCCCCAGCCACAAAAUUUUGUUCGUUCCUUCAUCAUAACUGUAGAGUAUUUCUGUUAUUCGAUGGUCUUAUGUGACCCCUGUUAAAGGGUCAUUCGACCCCCUCCCCAAAAUCGGUCGCGACCGACAGGUUGAGAACCGCUGCUUUAGAACAACAACUGUUUUCCUGACCGCCCCCCCUCCUCCCCCCCACCCCCCAAGGGUGAUCGGAGGAGGCAAAUGCGGUGAAAAUAAGGUUUUUUGCAUCUUUAUUUGAAUGCAUUACCUCGGGGAUGAGGGAAACAUGUUUUUAAAUCGAGAUUUUUUUUCUGAGUUAUGUAAUUGUUACGUACCGCUAAGUUGUAGAGAAUUUACACUCUUAUUUUACUCUGUGGCUCGUGUCAAACAGUACUUAGCAAAGGACAAUAGCGUUAAUCAAAUACAAUAAUAAAGAAACGUUACCCAAACUAGGGCUAAUUACAUAUAAUAAUUUAUUAUGUCAACUUUACAAUAGAACAAUCAAUUAGAAUAAAAUUAAAGCUGUUUACUUACAGUACAGCAUCAACGUGUACCGGUACAACGUUGAAGAAGGUGCACACACAAGGAGAAAUAAAAAAAUAUAUAUUAAUAAACAAAUCUUUGUUUCGUAUCGUAGAAGCAAAAGUCUCUCGUAAUAACUAAAUUUCUCUUUCCCCUCAUAACUUUGUAUGUCGGUAGGCGUAUUUAUAGUCUUUUUUAGAUUAUUUCCUAGAAUGGAUUCGGCAUAGUACCAGCACUUAUACCCGACUCAUGCAUUCUAAGGAUUUCUACUUCUACAGACUAUAUAGAUAGUAUUUAGAAGUAGUCAGGGUCAAGGGAGACAAUAUGUAAUUAAGCCACACAGCUUUGCGUUACCAAACUUGGGUUCAUCUAAAGUUUAUGCACGAGUUUCACAACAGUAAUCAAAUCUAAAGUGUGUGCAGCUGGGACAAAAUCUUCAGAAACUCUGCCACGAAAUGUCGUAAAUACUUUAGAUACACACAUGUCGUAAAUAUGACCCAACUCCUUUAAGUCCAUUGUUUUCUAGAUUAUAACUUAAAAAAUCUUGCUUCUUAUCACAGACAUGUCAUCCUUUAGUCUCGAUAGUAAUCCAAGUAACGUAUUUACCGUUUGAAUUGCUCUUUUUCACAGGCCAAAGCUUCCUUGGCUAGAGGCAAUUACAGAGAAGCCAAGAGAUAUUCCAAAAGAGCGUUGUAUCUGAGCAUCUGCGGCAUCGUCCUCGGCAUUAUCUUCGCGGGGAUUUUAUUCUACAUUAUAUAUUUCAAAGAGUAAAGAAUACAACUGAAAGCAUCCAAAGACAUUAAAAUUGGCCGAUAGAAUAUUUGGAAAUGAAAACAAAUGGGUAACUCAAAUGUUUAGCUACUAAAAUUUUAAAUAUUAUUUUUCAUAACAUUCAAAAUAAAAAUUAUGUAAAGAAUUCACCCGAAAAUUCGUCAAGGAAGUCUGUCAGAUAUCAGUUGGUUCCAAAAUAAAAUCAAAAUAUUAAUUUAACUAAAUUCCAAUGUGCAUUGGGACAGCCCAACCGGGGAACCGUCGACCACAGCAGGCAGACUGUCGGUCACAGCUGGGAAACUGUCGGUCACAGCUGUGGGACUGUCGGUCACGGCUAAGGGGCUGUCGGUCACAGCUGUGGGACUGUCGGUCACAGCUGUGUGACUGUCGGUCACGGCUGGGGGACUGUCGGUCACAGCUGGGUUUAGGAUUUUAAAGUCACUUGCAAUAAUUAGAAAUGUAUAUUUUAAAUACUGUUUUAAAAUAUAUUUUUUGUUUGAAAUGUGUAAGGACAAGAAAGAUCGAAUGAUGAGUUUUUAGUGUUGUCGUACCAUAAAGUGACAUUAAAACCCACCCGUGCUAAUUGAUUUGUCCAUUUCAGAGUGGAUUUUGUGUGUUAUUUUCAAAACAUUUAUAUUUAUGGGAAGAUUUUAAACUAUAUUUGUGAACAUUUCGACUCGUACAUUUAUAUUUGCCUGAAACUUCUGGCAGUAAAUUCGCUUGUCAUCGCCUGUGUUUGUUGCAAUUAUUGUUAUACUUGAUGUUAGGUUUGUAUUGCAUGACACAAAAGCUGCUUUUAUAUUAUCGGAAUAUUACAAUUGAUGAUUUUAACUUUUUGAUGAUUAAAACUAUUAAAAUACG
Molecule: messenger RNA, 11150 nt
Organism: Lymnaea stagnalis (great pond snail)
Lineage: Eukaryota; Metazoa; Mollusca; Gastropoda; Lymnaeidae
Source: the annotation of a GenBank genome assembly